AUGACGCGCUCGACGGCGGCCACGGCGGUCGCGUGCCUAGUCUUGGCUUUCCUCCUCCUGCCGUCGGCGGCGUUGGCGGCGGAGUACGUCAAGUACAAGGACGCGAAGCAGCCCAUCAAUGAGCGCGUGCAGGACCUCCUCAGCCGGAUGACGCUCGAGGAGAAGAUCGGCCAGAUGUCGCAGAUCGAGAGGGCCAACGCGACCGCCGAAGUCAUCGAGAAGUACUUCGUUGGUAGCGUGCUCAGCGGCGGCGGCAGCGUGCCGGCGGAGAAGGCGUCGGCGUCAGUGUGGCAGAAGAUGGUGACCAAGAUGCAGAAGGCGGCGCUCAAGACCCGGCUCGGCAUCCCCAUCAUCUACGGCAUCGACGCCGUGCACGGCAACAACGACGUGUACAACGCCACCAUCUUCCCCCACAACGUCGGCCUCGGCGCCACCAGGGACCCCCACCUCGUGAAGCGGAUCGGGGAGGCCACGGCGCACGAGACCAGGGCCACCGGCAUCCCCUACACUUUCGCGCCAUGCGUCGCGGUGUGCCGCGACCCGAGGUGGGGUCGGUGCUACGAGAGCUUCAGCGAGGACACGAGGCUGGUGCAGCUCAUGACCUCCAACAUGGUGACCGGCCUGCAGGGCGACGUCCCCGCGAAGCACCCCAAGGGCGUCCCCUUCGUCGGCGGGUCCAAGAAGGUGGCCGGGUGCGCCAAGCACUUCGUCGGCGACGGCGGCACCACCCGGGGCAUCAACGAGAACAACACGGCGCUUAGCUUCCACGACCUGAUGCGGAUCCACAUGCCGCCCUACGACAACGCCGUUAUCAAGGGCAUCUCCUCCAUCAUGAUCUCCUACUCCAGCUGGAACGGGGUCAAGAUGCACGAGAACAAGUUCCUCAUCACCGACACGCUCAAGAACAAGAUGGACUUCAGGGGCUUUGUGAUCACGGACUGGCAGGCUGUGGACCGCAUCACGAACCCGCCGCACCAGCACUACUACCACUCCAUCAAGGAGACGAUCCACGCCGGCAUCGACAUGGUGAUGAUCCCGUACGACUACCCGGAGUUCGUCGCCGACCUGAUCAAGCAGGUGAAGCAGGGGCAGAUCAUGCUGGACCGCAUCAACGACGCCGUCAGCCGGAUCCUCCGGGUCAAGUUCACCAUGGGCCUCUUCGAGGACCCGUUCCCGGACCCGCGCCUCACCAAGGAGCUCGGCGCGCAGGAGCACCGGGCGCUCGCGCGGGAGGCCGUCCGCAAGUCGCUCGUGCUGCUCAAGAACAGCAAGAAGGGGCAGACGAAGCCGAUGCUGCCGCUGGACAAGAAGGCCAAGAAGGUCCUCGUCGCCGGCAGCCACGCCCACGACCUGGGCAGCCAGUGCGGCGGCUGGACCAUCACGUGGCAGGGCGAGAGCGGCAACAACCUCACCGGCGUCGGCACCACGAUCCUGGAGGCCAUCAAGAAGGCGGUGGACAAGAAGACGACGGUGGACUACGUGGAGCGCCCGGACAAGGACGACCUGAGCAAGAGCGCCAACGACUACGAGUACGCCGUGGUGGCGGUGGGCGAGCCGCCGUACGCCGAGACGGCCGGCGACAACAAGAACCUGACCAUCCCGUCGCCGGGGACCGAGGUGAUCAAGGACGUGUGCGGGCUCGUCAAGUGCGUCGUGCUCGUCGUGUCGGGCCGCCCGCUUGUGCUGCAGCCGUACGUGGACUACAUGGACGCGCUCGUCGCGGCGUGGCUGCCCGGCACGGAGGCGCUGGGCAUCACCGACGUGCUGUUCGGGGACUACGGGUUCACGGGGAAGCUGCCGCGGACGUGGUUCAAGUCCGUGGACCAGCUGCCCAUGAACUACGGCGACAAGCGGUACGACGCGUUGUUCCCGUUCGGAUUCGGGCUCACCACCAAGGCCGCGGGGCACAAUUAG
Molecule: messenger RNA, 1914 nt
Organism: Miscanthus lutarioriparius
Lineage: Eukaryota; Viridiplantae; Streptophyta; Magnoliopsida; Poales; Poaceae
Source: the annotation of a GenBank genome assembly